Ricinus communis (castor bean) is the source of this 3207-nucleotide messenger RNA. RefSeq names its product wings apart-like protein 2. Bases 229 to 2949 code for a protein of 906 amino acids. The record is from RefSeq and is a predicted model, not a curated record. The transcript has 13 exons. NCBI's taxonomy places the organism in Eukaryota, Viridiplantae, Streptophyta, Magnoliopsida, Malpighiales, Euphorbiaceae. Gene Ontology annotation, biological process: regulation of chromosome condensation.
CAGAAAAUAUCACCCACUUAACCAGCAAACGACCUCCUUCAUUGUUCCUCUGUUUUGCAAUUUGUCCUAAACCCCUCCUGCUCUUUUUCAGCUCACCAUCUUCAAAUCUCUCUCUAAAGAAUUCAAAACUUUCAUCUUCCCAAAAGACCCUUCUUUUAUUUUUUCCACUUAAAUGCCAAAUUCAAACCCAUUCUCUUGAAGAUAGCCAAAAAUCAAAAGAAAAAAAAAAUGAUAGUUAGGACUUACGGUCGCCGAAAUCGAAGCCUAACAAGAACAUACUCCGAUUCAAUAGAAGAAGACGACGCCGUUCCUGACAAUUCAUUUAGGGACUCUUUUUCUCUCUCUCAGGGAAACCCAUCUCAAGAUUUGUAUAGUUUACCUUUCUCUUCUCAAGAAUCAUCCUCUCUUUGGCCUUCUUUAAAUCACGAUCCCUACAAUAUCAAUAAUUCAUCACAAGAAAAUGAUUUUGCAAACGGUGCCAUUCCUAGGAAAUCCAAGAAACCAAGAAAUAGGAAGCUCGAGAAACCGAAUAGCAAGAAUAAUAAAAAUCAUAAUAAUACUUCUAAUUCUAGGUCUUUGGUUCCGGUGACUUCUACUCUAAUGGAGGCACAAGAGUUUGGAGAGAUGAUGGAACAUGUUGAUGAGGUUAAUUUUGCACUUGAUGGGUUAAAGAAAGGUCAGCCUGUUAGGAUUAGGAGGGCUAGCUUGCUGUCUCUUUUGUCGAUUUGUGGUACUGUGCAGCAGAGACGGCUUUUAAGAGCUCAAGGGUUGGCAAAGACAAUCAUUGAUGCUAUUUUGGGUCUCAACUUUGAUGACUCAUCCAGCAAUCUAGCUGCUGCAACUCUUUUUUAUGUUUUGACUGGUGAUGGUCAAGAUGAUCACCUUUUGGAGUCACCCAGUUGCAUUCGUUUUCUAAUUAAAUUGUUGAAACCAAUCGUUUCUACUGCUUCUGAAGGCAAAGCUCCAAAUAUUGGCAGUAAGCUUUUGGCAUUCCGCAAAGAUUCAGACAUUUUAAGGGACACAACUAAAUUGGUAGAUUCCAGUUCUGCUUCCAUUGUUGCCAAAGUUCAGGAAAUUCUUGUUAGUUGCAAGGAUAUAAAGUCAUGCUGUGGGGAUGAUAGUGGAAUGGAAAGGCCAGAACUGAGCCCCAAAUGGAUUGCUUUGUUGACCAUGGAGAAAGCUUGCUUAUCUAAGAUUUCUUUUGAAGAUACAUCUGGCAUGGUAAGGAAGACAGGGGGAAACUUUAAGGAGAAGUUACGGGAGCUGGGAGGACUUGAUGCCAUCUUUGAGGUUGCUGUGCAUUGUCAUUCUACUAUGGAGAGUUGGACAGGACAUGGUCCAUCUACCAUGACGGAUGCAAGAAAUGAUUCACGCCUGCAGAGCCUGGUACUUCUUUUGAAAUGUUUGAAAAUCAUGGAAAAUGCUACAUUCCUAAGUAAAGAUAAUCAGAGCCAUUUGCUUCAAAUGAAAGGAAAUUUUGAUUCUUAUCAACACCAACUUCCUUUUACAAAACUUAUCAUAAGUGUUAUCAAGAUUCUAUCAGGCUGUUAUCUGCUUAAAAGUUCUGCUACAGCCUCUGAUGAUGGGAAGUAUUGCAGUCUUUCUGAUGGCAGUUAUCACACUUCUGAUUUGGCUUUAGUUGCAGAUGACAGAGUAGAUAGAAAUGAGAUCAUUUACAUCAGUUCUUCGACAAGUUUAUGUGGUUCUGAGAGGACCUCCUCUGAGAAAAGCUUUAAUAAAUCUCAGAAAUCCAUUUCCCAGUUUAGUUUUCCUUCUUCCAGUUCUGAUACUACUGCUACAAUAAUGAAUGAUGCUUGCCAAGUGAGGAUGAGAAUCCAUUCUUCCACGUCCAGCUCAUGUAGUGGGACAAGAAGGAGCACUAAUAGUGGAACACCUUCAACUAGUAAUGGGUUGAGGACGAAAUUUGGGCUUCCGGAGAGAACUAAUUGUACAAAAAGUACCAAGUACGACCUUUUAGAGGAUAGCCUGGAUCCUUAUGCAUUUGAUGAAGAUGAGUUUCAGCCUUCAAAGUGGGACUUACUAUCGGGAAAACAGACAAAAUCUAGAUCUCAAAAUUGUGCUGUAACCUCAAGGGCACUUGAAGAUGGGUGUCAAUACAGGCCAAUGAGCCAAGAAGAAUCAAAUAAUAGCGAAAAUUCUGAACAAAAAGCAAGAAAUGUGGAAUGUCAUCCUUCACAGAAAAAUUCUUGUUCCAAUGCUUCUGAGGAGGAACAUUUCAGCCUCAUGGCAGAUUGUCUUCUUACUGCUGUCAAGGUUCUAAUGAACUUAACAAAUGACAACCCUAUUGGUUGUAAACAAAUUGCUGCUUGUGGAGGACUAGAGAAGAUGUGUUCUUUGAUUGCUGGCCACUUCCCUUCAUUCAGCUCAUCUUUGUCUUGCUUCAGUGAGACCAAAGGGGACACUACAAGCAUGGAAAGUCAGAAUGAUAAUCAUCUCACUGAUCAAGAGUUGGAUUUCCUUGUUGCUAUAUUGGGUCUACUUGUGAACUUGGUUGAGAAGGAUGGGCAUAACAGGUCAAGGCUUGCAGCAACAACUGUCUCAGUAUCAAGCUCAGAAGGAUUAGAGGAAGAGAGUGACAGGGAUGUAAUUCCACUACUGUGCUCUAUCUUUCUAGCUAACCAAGGAGCAGGUGAUGCAUCUGGAGAGGGAAACAUAGUGGCAUGGAAUGACGAGGCAGCUGUGCUUCAAGGAGAGAAAGAAGCUGAGAAAAUGAUUGUAGAAGCUUAUGCAGCACUCCUGCUUGCCUUCCUUUCAACAGAAAGUAAGAGCAUACGGGAUUCUAUCGCCGAUUGCCUUCCAAAUCACAGCCUCACCGUUCUAGUUCCUGUCUUGGAGAGAUUUGUGGCAUUUCAUUUGACCUUAAAUAUGAUUUCGCCGGAGACUCAUAAAGCUGUCAGUGAAGUAAUCGAAUCAUGUAGAAUUCCAUGAAAGCUCAAUAAAAACAAAUUUUGUACAGCUUCUUGCCUUCCUCUCAGAUGAACUACUACUGUACACAAUGCCAUUAGAUUGCUGCAGCACACCUAUCAGAACUGACUGCAUGGACGCAAUUUACUCGGAUUGACCUUUGUGAUUCUUUUUUACUGUAUUCUUUUUGUAUGGUGCAGGCCAAGAUGCUUGUAUACGAAAAUCAUAGUAGAAUCAGAUUAUAUUGCUUUGUGCAUUAUCAAUGUAAUCUGCUUUCUGUAA